This is a messenger RNA of Mercenaria mercenaria, 2793 nucleotides long. RefSeq names its product sex peptide receptor-like. Gene Ontology annotation, biological process: G protein-coupled receptor signaling pathway. Gene Ontology annotation, molecular function: G protein-coupled receptor activity. The record is from RefSeq and is a predicted model, not a curated record. The transcript is spliced from 2 exons. Bases 126 to 1265 code for a protein of 379 amino acids. Gene Ontology annotation, cellular component: plasma membrane. NCBI's taxonomy places the organism in Eukaryota, Metazoa, Mollusca, Bivalvia, Venerida, Veneridae.
CUAUCACAGCUGGAGAGUAAGUGACGUUAGUAUCUGUGAUUAACAAACACUAGUAGUGCAGUCCUUCGAUGGACUAGGAAUGCUUGGAUGUGCUUACAAUGAAGCUGUAGUCAAAGACGCAAAAAAUGGAGUCUACCUACGCAUACGACCCACCUAUUAAGCAAAAUGAUUCAAACUUGUCAACAAUAUAUUCUUACACACUAUCUGAACCAGAUGAUAUCAUUGCAGCAGUUGAAGAAUAUACAGUGCCAAUAAUCUGCAUCUUUGGUAUUAUUGGAAAUACCAUAUCAGCUUUUGUGUUUCUACACAAGGCCUUAAGGGACAACUCUUCAAGUUUUUUCCUCGCAGCACGAAGUAUUUCAGACAACGGAUUCCUUGCGACCCUACUUACAAUCUGGGCGUCUUCAGUUUACGGUCUACGUCUGGGUAGCGUUCCCGGUUUGUGUCAAGCACUGAUUUUCUUCACCUACUUUUUCGGAUGUGUUUCAGUCUGGCUUGUUGUAUUCGUAACGGCGGAAAAUUACAUCCGAAUAUGCAGACCAUUUCUUGUCCAAAAGAUGUGCAGUACAACGAAUGCGAAAAUUUCUGUGAUCAUUUUGCUCGCUCUGGUCCUCAGUAUCUACAACUUUCCGUUUUGGACAAUGGCAGAACAGUGCAUACCUUACAGAAAAUAUUACGAUUUUAUCCAGGUAAUGGUAUACAUUGACUCAGUUCUGACACUUGUCCUCCCAUCAUCUAUUAUGGCAGUUCUGGCGUCCGCUAUGGUUGCUACAACAAUAGCUUCGUGCAAGCGACGUAGGAAGAUGAGCACAAGUUCAAUGACAAGCGUUAAAAGCCCAUUGACAAAGGUAACAACUAUGCUUUUAGCUGUGACACUUAUCUUCUUUAUCUUGAACUUGCCGCAUCACGCUGUUCGUUUUAGACUCAUGAUCCUAGCAUUCGUUGAGAAACAAAGUGUGGCUGCUACAUUGCCAUUGGAAAUCACGAUGCAGUCCAUCUCACAACUGUUGUAUUAUCUAUCACUGGCCAUUAACGUCGUGAUCUACAGCAUUUUCAGUAGUAAAUUCCGGACAACUAUCAAGGACUUUGUGAUGAGACGGGAUUCACGUCCGAACAUUCAUACAAGGACCGGUAUUCCAAUUUAUCCAAUGCGUAGGGCGGACCUGUCACUGCAAGAGAUUCCGGGAAAUAGAAUAAAGAAUAACAAUGAACUGCUACAUGAAGAAACACUCCCGUUGCGACGUUUCCAAAGCUCAAUAUUAUAAUUCUUCUGAAGUCGUGUAUCUAAAAAGUUAGAUAUAAACAAAAUGUUUUCAGAUUCGUAUCGAACAUGGUUUAGAUAAUCGUAUUUGAUAUAAACAUUUGGAGUAAUACUGUUUUCAGAUUAGCAUUUCGCUAAAAUUAGAAUCAAUGCUAUAGACCCAAGGAGUGACCGCGUGCCAGAAACGCAUCCUCCAAAACAAACUCAUACAGCAGGGUUUGUAUAGAUGCGUGAGCAAUAGGAAAUGGACGAUUUAGGAUAUUUCGUCACUUUGACGAGUUCUCUGUUUAACUGUGACAUUUUGUUUUGUUAUUCUGGCGGGUGUUUCCACGGGCCAUAACGUAUUUUAAGAAGUUUCGUUAUGUCAUUUUUGUGUGCGCGCGGCUUAAUGAAAUUAAAAGUGCGCCAAAAUGAGACAUUGCACACAACAGAACGAAAUAUUCAAUUUCGCGUAAAUCCGAGCGCCAAGACAAAUAAAAUGUUCCGCUGCAUUGAUUUCUCGCACACCAUGGCAAUACAACAACGAAAUCUGCAACAUGUGCAGUGUGCAAGCCCACGCGACACAACGAAGUCUUUGUUAAUAGCUCAAGCGCCAACGCGAAUCAACGGAACAUUUUUUCCCGUCUUUGCGCAUGCACCGCACAAACACGAAAUGUAUUCGUUUACGCUUACGCCAGCAUGAAAUGAAAUGUUUCAUUCUAUCACUUUCAAUGUUUCUUUGUGACACGUUGCUCGUUUCGUUUUGUUUACCUUGUGCGUGCGCCAAGACGACACAACGAAUCUUUCAAAAUUUCUUUAUGGCUAUCACUAUAUUUUGAUAAACUAAACUGUUCAUUGUAUCAUGCCAUCGUCCUUUCAGUUCUUGGUAUAAAAUCUAUUUAGAUGAAAUUAAGGACAAAAUUCCUUGUAACGUGAAAGAUUAAUUUCUUUUUCAAUCGAAUUUGGUGUUGAUUUUGGUGUUGAACAUUGUUAAUUAAACAUUUUGUAGCGUCCAAGAAUUCAGAUAAGAAGUUUGUUUUCAGUCAUUUGUUUUCUUUAUGAAUACUAAGAAAUGUCAUUCAUCCAAGUAGGGUAUAUUUUAUUUAGAAACCACUUCAACACAUACGUUCAUAUAUAGAAAAUAAUCAUAUUAUAAUAUAUUUGCUUGCCUUUAUCGAGUCUAUUUCCAUAUGGACAAUUACGUAAUUAUACGUAUGCGAUACAAGUAAUUACUGUUUGACGUCCUGUUUUGAAGCGGAGUAAUCUCUGCUAAGUCUUAAAUAGUCACAUAAUCUUGUAUUGAUUACUUCUUUGCCCACACACAUACUUGUAUUACUGUACCUGAACACCGCUUGUAAUUUGGAUGUAUGCCCUUAUCAUUCAAACCAAAAUAUCGUGCUCUUAUGUUGCAAAAAUUAACUUUGUGUUGAAAUGGUUUCUGGAUAUAUAUCUCUUUACUUAUUGUAUGCAUGUUGGUCAUUAGUGAACAUUGACGGUUAUAGCUAUUUUUUGCGAUAAAUAAAUGUAAUGUGUGACCACUGUCUUCUAUGAAA